Molecule: messenger RNA, 1626 nt
Organism: Penicillium atrosanguineum
Lineage: Eukaryota; Fungi; Ascomycota; Eurotiomycetes; Eurotiales; Aspergillaceae
Gene: rglA
Product: putative rhamnogalacturonase B
Exons: 9
Coding region: 1-1626 (541 amino acids)
Biological process (GO): pectin catabolic process
Molecular function (GO): carbon-oxygen lyase activity, acting on polysaccharides; carbohydrate binding
Source: RefSeq, a predicted model, not a curated record
AUGUUUUCCUCUACGUUAUUUGUCGCAUCACUAGCUCUUUGGGGUAAAGCUGCCAACGCGGCUUUCGGUCUCACUACUAACACCGGCUCAUACGUGGUUGAUGCUGGCUCAUCGAACUCGUUGAAAUUUACCGUCGAUCGCGAUAAUUGUGAUAUCACUUCGAUAAACUAUUAUGGUUCAGAGCUGCAGUAUCAGUCGACUGGAUCGCAUAUCGGAUCCGGUCUUGGCACCGCGACAGUGUCGGCGACAGAGACUGGCGAUUAUAUCAAGAUCACUUGUAAAACCGAUACUUUGAUUCAUUACUAUAUCGCGCACAGUGGUGACCCAAUUAUCUACAUGGCAACUUAUACGACUGCCGAGCCUUCAAUCGGAGAGUUGCGAUACAUUGCCCGACUAAACGCAGAUCUCCUUCCCAACGAGGAGCCUUUCGGCGAUGUCUCCAACAUUGACGGCGGUACUGCCAUCGAGGCAUCUGAUGUGUUCCUCGUCGAUGGAGAAACACGAAGCAAGUUCUACUCUAGCCAGCGGUUUAUUGAUGACCUGAGACACUGCGUGUCUGGUAGUGCCCAUCGCGUCUGUAUGAUUCUCAACCAGUAUGAGACAUCAGCUGGCGGACCUUUCCAUCGCGACAUAAACACGAACAACGUCGGCACCUAUACCGGUCUUUACUGGUACAUGAACUCGGGCCACGUCCAAACCGAAUCCUACCGCCAGGGUCUGCACGGCCCAUAUCUGAUGUACUUUAGCCGCAGCGGUACCCCCAGCACCGACAUCGAUACCUCAUUCUUCGCGGACCUGGAUAUUGAGGGAUACGUCGCUACCUCUGGAAGGGGAUACGUGAAAGGAACUGCAUCGGGAGCGGACUCUUCCUUUGACUGGGUCAUCCACUGGUACAACGAUGAUGCACAAUACUGGACAUAUACCUCGUCAAGUGGAAGCUUCACCUCGCCGGCCAUGAAACCUGGCACCUAUUCUAUGGUCUACUACCAAGGCGAAUAUGUUGUGGCCACAUCAUCUGUGACAGUCACCGCUGGGUCAACCGCGUCAAAGAGCAUUUCUGGAUCUGUGACUACCGGAACGACAAUCUUCAAAAUUGGUGAUUGGGAUGGACAACCAACCGGCUUCCGUAACGCCGCCAGCCAACUCCGCAUGCACCCCUCCGACAGCCGAAUGUCCUCAUGGAGCCCGGGUACAUAUAAAGUCGGCACUUCCUCCGAAAGCGACUUCCCUAUGGCAAUUUUCAAAUCCGUAAACUCGCCACUGACAAUCAGCUUUACCGCGACUUCUUCCCAAACCGGUGCUGCGACAUUGAGAAUCGGGACGACUCUUUCAUUUGCAGGUGGUCGGCCUCAAGCUACGGUUAACAGUUAUACGGGAUCUAUCCCCUCGGCUCCUACGAAUUUGAAUUCGCGGGGUGUUACCCGCGGUGCGUACCGUGGUCUUGGUGAGGUUUAUGACGUUUCGAUCCCGGCGGGAACUAUUGUCGCGGGGACAAACACGAUUACUAUCUCUGUUGUCUCUGGUAGCUCGGGAGAUACAUAUCUCAGUCCUAACUUUGUGAGUCUAACAUACUUCUCAUCCAGUCAACUUUCACCUGAGCCUGGGCCUAACAUUGAGUUUGCUUAG